AUGAUGAAGCCGAGCAACUGCUCGCAAGAUGGCGAAAGCAACAUCAGCCCCAACACCAGCAAGAACCUCGAGGUCCAGCUCGUGCUGUCCUUGGUGAUUGGUAUUUCGGCCUUCUUCCUCUUUUGUUUCCUUCGCCCAAGAUGGCCGUCCCUUUAUGCCGCCCGAAAACGUCGCCUCGAUCAUCAGCUCGGUCUACCAUCUCUGCCGGACUCUACAUUUGGAUGGAUCCCCAAGGUCUAUAACAUCACCGAGGAGCAAAUCUUGGCUUCUGCUGGUCUCGAUGCCUUUGUGUUCCUGAGCUUCUUCAAGAUGGCGAUACGUCUCCUUACUGUCAUGGUGUUUUUCGCGACGGUUAUAUUGUUGCCGAUCAAUACUGUCUAUGAUAUUGAGCACACGGUGCUUGGAGGCGACCGCAACAACACCAACUCCAGUUUGUUCUACGAACCAGGCCCGGGCUCAUUCCCAGAUUCCAACUUUCUCAGCACGCUCAAAGAUAAGGAGGACACAGAAGACAAGAGCUGGAAACUACAUUGGCUGUGGGCAUAUGUUACCUUCACUUACUUCUUUACCGGGUUGACAAUCUACUACCUUAACUUAGAGACAUUCCGCGUCAUCAAAUUUCGCCAGGAUUAUCUCGGCUCACAGUCAACCGUCACAGACAGGACGUUCCGGCUUACAGGCAUUCCCGAAGACAUGAGAUCGGAAGAAGCAAUCAAGAACCUCAUCGAGAAACUUGAGAUUGGGAAUGUCGACAAGGUUGUGCUCUGUCGGGAAUGGAAGCAACUUGAUGAUCUAAUGGCGGCACGAGACGCUACUUUGAGAGGACUUGAGGGUGCUUGGGCUACCUUCCUUAAUCACCAACGCCAGAAGAGGAAGGACAAUGGAAACCAAAGAAGACGUAACAACGUGCUAUCUCGAGGCAGGCAUCAAGACCAAGAAGAUGAUGAGCAAUCUGGAGAAAAUGGACGCCUUCUGGACUCGGAACAAGAGCCUUGGGACUCGGGAGACGAAGGGAGGCCUAAAGUCAACAUACGUUACGGUGCUCUCGGCUUACGAUCUCGCAAUGUGGACGCUAUCGACUACUAUGAGGAAAGACUUCGAGUGUUGGACUCUAAGGUUACUGAGGCUCGCAAAAAACCGUACAAACCCACAGAUAUGGCAAUCGUCACCAUGGACUCGGUUGCCGCGUGUCAGAUGGCCAUUCAGGCGCGCAUCGACCCCAGACCAGGCCGACUGUUGACCAAGUUGACUCCAGCCCCGUCGGACCUUGUUUGGAGGAACACGUACGCGCCUCGUGGUAUUCGUCGUCUCAAAUCCUGGGUCGUGACGCUGUUCAUUGUCGUCCUCACUCUCGUUUUCAUCUCUCCUACUGCUUUCCUGGCCAGUUUGUUAAGUAUCUGCACAAUCGAAAAGGCGGCCCCUCAGUUCGGUGCGUGGCUGAAAGAACACACAAUCAUCUUUUCUCUGGUUCAAAACGGGUUGCCUGCCCUAGUUGUCUCGCUUCUCAACGUUGCUGUUCCUUAUCUGUACGACUUCCUCUCCAAUCACCAAGGAAUGAUUUCGCAGGGCGAUGUGGAGCUCUCUGUCAUCUCCAAGAACUACUUCUUCACCUUUUUCAAUACCUUCUUUGUCUUCGCAGUCUCCUUGACCGGUUUUAAAUUCUUCACAGAGUUGCAGGGUCUAGUUAAGGACACAAGCAAGAUUCCUCAAGCCAUCGCGGACGAUGUGGAGAAGCUAUCACUCUUCUACAUUUGCUUCAUCAUGUUGCAGGGCAUUGGCCUUAUGCCCUUCCGAAUUCUUGAGGCAGGAAGCGUCUUCCUCAACCCGAUUUAUAGGUGGCUAGCCAAAACACCACGCGACUAUCUUGAGCUCAAAAAGCCACCGGUUUUUCAGUACGGCUUCUAUCUCCCUACUUCUCUGCUCGUUUUCAACCUAUGCAUCAUCUACAGCGUUCUGCACUCCGGCUUCAUCAUUCUUAUCAUGGGAAUAAUUUACUUUUGCCUAGGCCACUUUGCCUUUAAGUACAUGUUGUUGUAUGCUAUGGACCAACCUCAACAUGCUACCGGGGGUGCGUGGAGGAUAAUAUGCUAUCGCGUUAUCGUCGGGUUGAUUGUGUUUCAGGUUGUCAUGGUGGGCCGAAUCGCCGCAUGGAAGGCAUUCAUCCAGUCGGUUUGCGUUCUGCCGCUGAUUCCAUUCACCAUUUGGUACACCUAUUAUAUCAAGCGACGUUUCGAACCUUUGACCAAAUACAUUGCUCUCCGCGCCGUCAGAGUAGACCAGGAUCCGGAUGAUGCAGCUGCAUUGGAUGAUGCUUUCCAAGACGAGGAAGUACAAAGGCCUUCCCAAACCAUUCUUCGUAGGGGGAGUACACUUGAUGAGUACAAGGAAAAAGGGUUACAAUUUGUUAACCCUAGCCUUAUUGUCCCGCUUCCACAGCCGUGGAUCUACGACGAGCCACCUCCGCCAAUCCCCACAGAUGAUACCCAGACGACCGAGGAAGGUGAACGACCUGUUUUACAGGGCGUUGACAGCUCACUUGGUAUAGGGGAAGAUAAUGUCUGGCGAGACAAUGGAGGAAGUAAUGUCUAA
This is a messenger RNA of Fusarium sp. VM40, 2589 nucleotides long. The record is from the annotation of a GenBank genome assembly. NCBI's taxonomy places the organism in Eukaryota, Fungi, Ascomycota, Sordariomycetes, Hypocreales, Nectriaceae.